Messenger RNA from Exserohilum turcica Et28A, 1134 nucleotides. RefSeq lists its product as uncharacterized. Bases 1 to 1134 code for a protein of 377 amino acids. The record is from RefSeq and is a predicted model, not a curated record. NCBI's taxonomy places the organism in Eukaryota, Fungi, Ascomycota, Dothideomycetes, Pleosporales, Pleosporaceae. The transcript has 4 exons.
AUGAAGAUUAGCUUUUACGUGCCUUUUGUAGCGUUUGCUACUCUGGGUGGUGCUGAACACCCUCCUUUCAAGUUUCCUCACUUGCGACAGCGGCAGUACUCUGCUCCGCCGUACUCGCCCGUCUAUCCCAGUGCAAGCAGCAGUGACACGCCGUCCAGCAUUCCCAGUACAUCCCUGACCUCGCUGUCCUCGGGCGUCUCGCACACGACUGGGAUUCCGGCUACGGAAACAUCCUCAGUGCCCUCCAACUCGACAGCUCCAGGCCCAUCUACAAUCCUCAUCACGAGCUACAUCGUCGUCACAUCCGUCAUCCCACCUACAUCUGGAACGGAAUCCACAUCCACAGAUGCCACAGCAAGCAGCUGGGGCAGCAAUACCUCCCCUUCCAUCUCCAUCCCCCUGUCUACUGGCCCCGUCUCCUCCGGCACAGGCUACUACAGCUCGCAGCCUCCCUACCCCUCCUAUGAUACCUCUGCGCCCUACGCCAAAAGCACCAGCAGCACACCGUCUACAUGGGGGACCGGCACGGCCCCGACAUCUCCGCCCGCUACCGCCACCACUGUUACCCCUCCGUACCCUUCAAACGGUACUGCAACAGACACCAAUACAGGACCUGUUGCUACGUCUAGCGGGGGCACAAACACAACGACUACCUCGUCCGCUCACUACAUGCCCCCUGGUAACGUGACGAGUAGCACGCCGUCGGUCGUGACUGAUAGCUUUUUCCCUUCGUCCAGCAUAGAUGUCUCAACUGUGACGUGGGUUACGUAUACGUCUGAGGAGUCGUCGAGUGUGACUAUCACGGAGACGGAGACGGGGACGCCGACGCCGACGACAGCAACAACGGAGUAUCCGGGUGUGUCAAGUGGUACGGUGUCAAGCAGUGUGGACAUUGACCAUGUCGUUUUCGUCUUCUUCGUCUUCUUCGCCGUCGGCUUCAGCUUCAGCUUCAAGCUCGUCUUCAAGCUCGGAGGAGAUACCGUCAACUACCAGCAGCAGCACAGAAUCCCCCUCUUCAUCCACGGCUUCCGAAACCCCCGCUCCAUCAUCCUAUCCCGUUUCCUCCACACUCUCAUCCACAAGUACAGAUGCGACGGCAUCAUCCUGGCCCGUCGACUCUUCCUCUUCCUCUGA